AUGAAGUUAUCAGUUGUUUUGCAGAAGCAGCAACGGGAAAAGGGAACUAGGAGGCUGGAAGAUGACAAUGGUCCAUCAUCUUCCCAGUUAGAGCCUCAUGUCAACGAAAUGGCUGCUCACUGUCAUAUUCAAGAGGACAAAAACAGUAGUCAAAUCGCAGAUAGUGCCGUUCCAUCUGAUAGUGUAGAGUUGACUUCACAGGAUGAGAACUCCCUUUCUAUAUUCAAUGGAAAAGUGGAAGAGCUACCCAUGAAACCAUUCUGCGAGGAGGUAAAAGGCGAUUGUCAGGCAGGAUCCUUGUCCCUAACCGAGCUACCACUUGAUGAGAAUCAGCAUUUGGUAUGCACUGCCAAAUCCUGCUUUUCUGAGAAGGUGAACUGA
This is a messenger RNA of Cylicostephanus goldi, 381 nucleotides long. Lineage: Eukaryota; Metazoa; Nematoda; Chromadorea; Rhabditida; Strongylidae. The record is from the annotation of a GenBank genome assembly.